Molecule: messenger RNA, 3359 nt
Organism: Uloborus diversus
Lineage: Eukaryota; Metazoa; Arthropoda; Arachnida; Araneae; Uloboridae
Product: probable ATP-dependent RNA helicase DDX10
Exons: 19
Coding region: 24-2243 (739 amino acids)
Biological process (GO): rRNA processing
Cellular component (GO): nucleus
Molecular function (GO): RNA helicase activity; nucleic acid binding; ATP binding
Source: RefSeq, a predicted model, not a curated record
UUUAUUUUCGUAAAAAAUUGAAGAUGGGUUCGACACAAAUUCCGAGGCGGAGAAAAUAUGACAAAAAGUUUUUGAGCAAAAACAAAUCUAUCAAAAUUUACAAGGAAAAGAAGAGUAAAAUAGAAUGCUUUCAAAAGGAAGUCGCAGAAUUAAAGGCAAAAUAUGAAGAGCUAAAUUCUGAGAAGAUAGAGAAGUUUGACGACUUUCCUUUAAGUUUUAGAACCAAAAAAGGUUUAAAGGUGUGUGGAUAUGAAUUACCUACUGAAAUUCAGAAAGAAUCCAUAGUUCUUGGACUAAAGGGGCAUGACGUACUUGGUGCUGCUAAGACCGGCUCAGGCAAAACACUUGCUUUCGUGAUACCCCUGCUGGAGUGUUUGUACACCUCAGGCUGGACAAUCUUGGAUGGGCUGGGUGCCCUGGUGAUCACACCUACCAGAGAGUUGGCAUACCAGAUCUAUGAAGUACUCAACAAGGUGGGACAGAAUCAUCAAUUCUCCGUUGCUCUAGUCAUUGGAGGCAAGGACUUGGCUCGAGAACGGAAAUUGCUUGAUAAGUGUAAUAUUUUGAUUUGCACCCCAGGACGUUUGCUACAGCACAUGGAUGAAAAUCCACUUUUAGAUGCAAUGAAUCUUAAAAUGCUGAUAUUGGAUGAGGCAGACCGUAUUCUCGAUCUGGGCUUUGCUAAAACUAUGAAUGCCAUCUUAGAGAGUUUACCUCAAGAAAGACAGACCCUCCUUUUCUCUGCUACUCAGACCAAGUCAGUUAAAGAUUUAGCCAGAUUGAGUCUAAAGAACCCAGUGUAUGUAUCUGUCCAUGAACAUGCUAAGUUUAGCACGCCUGAAAACCUCACACAGAGUUAUAUUGUUUGUGAAGCUCAUUUAAAAGUGGAUCUCAUUUGGUCUUUCCUGAAAAGUCAUAAAAAGCAAAAAAUUCUCAUUUUCAUGGCAAGUUGUAAACAAGUGAAAUUUGCUUACGAGAGUUUCUGUCGCCUAAAGCCUGGAGUGAGCGUUAUGGCCUUGUAUGGCUCUUUGCACCAGCUCAGGAGGAUGAGCAUUUACGACGAGUUCUGUCGGAAGAACCAUGUGGUGAUGUUCGCCACAGACGUUGCGGCCAGGGGACUGGAUUUUCCGAACGUGAACUGGGUGGUGCAAAUGGAUUGUCCUGAAGAUGUCAAUACAUACAUCCAUAGGGUGGGAAGGACAGCUAGGUUUGAGAAAGGAGGUGAAGCUUUGUUAGUACUCCUGCCAUCUGAAAAGGAAGCUAUGAUCAAACAUUUGCAGAGUAGAAAAAUCCCCAUUGAAGAAAUUAAAGUCAAUCCAAGUAAGCUGCGCUCAGUACAGAGAAAACUGGAAGCCAUUUGUGCUCGAGAUGUGAAUCUAAAAGACUCAGGUUCUAGAGCUUUCAAGGCAUAUUUGAAAAAUAUCUUCCUCAUGAAGGAUAAAUCUGUUUUCAAUGUAGCAGAAAUAAAUGUUGAACUUUAUGCGAAAUCCCUUGGUCUUGCCUUUGCUCCCAGGAUACGUUACUUGGAGAAACGCUUGGCAAAUUUCAAGCAACUUCCUCGUCAGCGUGGUGGGGAUCAGUUGACAAACAGCAUCUAUUCCAGUGACGAAUCAGAAGAUGACUUGCUGAGACCCAAAGGAGAAACUCUAAUCUUUGAGGAUGACCCCUUGAAAAAGGAUGAGGAUGAAAAACCAAAGAAGCCUAUUACAAAAGCAGCUUUGGCUAAAAGAAUGCAGAAGAAGAAAAUAAAGCCAAACACACUCAUCAGAUAUGACGAAGAUGGAGAACCAAUACGUGAAGUAUGUGGCAAGGUGGUUCCGGUGGUCGCUGCAGAGUUGCAGAAGGAGCUGUAUGAAGAAGGCUAUUCAAUAGAAAAGGCAAAAUUGCUGAAGGAGAAGGAAGAUGAAGUUGAUAAGAUGCUUUUCAAGGAGCGCAUUAAAUCCAAACACAGGGAAGAAAGAUUAAAAUUAAAAGAAAAAAGGCGUAAGACAAUUGAAAGUGCUCCAGCUGCAUUAAAAGAAUCGGAGGGAGAAGAAUCCGAUGAAGAAAUUGAUAACAAUUUAGAAGAUCUGUCCGAAUCAGAAGAAGAGGCAGAGAGCAGCGGAUCAGAGGAUAUGCAAUCUGAGAUUGGAGUGAAGAGGAAAAGAGAAUUCCUUGAAACUGAAGUCAAGAAACCAAGACGUUCUUCCCAACGUACAUUAGAAGAUGAUGAACAGUUAGCUCUCCUGUGCUUGAACAGUUGAGCCGAAACUUGCACCCCCCUGUAUAUGUAUAAUUUGUAAAUAAAUGGAUACUUUAACAGCAAAAGAAAUUUUACUGAAACCUUUAUAUCAACUAAUGGGUCCCAACAAGAAGGAUUGUAUACAAUUUGAAACUAGCAAAUAGUUUAUAUCGUUACAAUGGCUAAUUGUUCUGACUCGGAAUGCACCAUUUGAUCAACAUAAGUUUUUAUGCUGUGCAACACUUUCUAUCCGAGCCCUCUCUUACAAUGAUGAUGGAAUUGGCCAGGUCACCUGACCUUACAAUUCAUGACUACUAAUUUCUCUGGCACAUUUAAAAUUAAUAGGUUGCAGGAACUUAGUUCAAGAACUCUGUUGAAAAUUGUGUUAUCUACCAUGUUGAUAAGAAAAUCUAAACAGGUAGUUCAAAAUGAUAUGAAGAGCUGCAGGUUGUGGGAAGUGUAUCUCAAAAGUUGUUUCAUAUGCAAAUCGGAGCAUUUACCGAGUACAGUUUUGUAAAACUUAGUCAUUUCAUAUUAUAAUUUUUUAAGCUUACAGAGUGCACUAUUCUAUUUGCAAUUACUGAAUAUGCCACCAAGUGUGCAUCUUUGAGUGAAUUACAAGAUUCUACUAAUGCCAAAUAAAUAAGUUAAGGAUUUAUGCUUUAUGCAUUCUCCCAUCUAAGCAUACAUAUCAUAAAACUAAAAAAGAAAUGAAAUUCAUUUAGUGCAUAUUAUUUUAUUAACUAUGAACAUUAAUUCAGAAAUAAGUUUCUUUUAUUUUCAUAAUCAAGUUUAUGCCAGAAAAAGUUAAAAGUCUUAGAAGGUCUUCUUAUUUGAACACCUUUUAGUUCUUGUAUAUUUUUUCCCCCAGUUACAAAGUACAGUCGAGCCCAUUUAUUGGAAUAUUGGUUAAAAGAAUAUUUCCCUUAAUGUAAUAAAUUUUCAGUGUACCUAACUGUUGUAAUUUGUCAUUUUGAUCCCGAGUAAUGGAAUAUCCCACUGUUAAGAAUAACUUUUCAUGGAAAAUUGACUAUUGUAUUAAACUGGCUUGACUGUAACUUUAAAUUUUCCAGCGUUUUUUUUUUUUUUCAACAUCAUUGAACAUAUUUUUAAAGACUGGAUUUUUACAAUACAUUAC